UCUAAAUUGACACUUAUAGUAUUAUGGAUAUCAGCUAGUUGAUUAGUAGUGGAGUCUUUGGGUUGAAAUCCUGACUGAUGUACACUUAACAUAUUGUGACUUGAAAUAUAAUGAAACGUAUACUUAAAAAUAUUUUUUUCUAACAUUUUGAUAAAAAUAGAUGUAACAGCAAUAGGUCUAUAAUUAUUGAGAUCACUGAUAUCUCCUUUACCUUUAUAGAGAGCAGUAACAUUAGCCGUUUUUAGUACAUCAGGUAUUACACCAAUAGAUAAAGUUCUAUUAAAUAAUAGUUUGAGUGGGUAUACUAAAGAAGAAGAAAUGUUCUUUACAAUCAUAGUUAAAAUACCAUCAGGACCAGCUGGUUUGUUUUUAUUAAAAAUGUCAAAUUGGUCAGUUAUAUCUUGUUCACUUAUGUUAAUGUCAGAAAGUUCAAAUGGACAUAAGGGAGAUAAAUCAGGUAGGUUAGUGUCAGUAAUAUCAGAGGCAAUGGCCAUGGUGGUAAAGAAGUUAUUUAGUGCCUCAGCUUUAUCUUGUCGAUGGAUUAAUAUUUUAUUGUUAGAUCUAAGUCCGUGGUAAUAUAUACGUCUCUGGCUAAUUUAAUUCCGUGAUGAAAACCGAGAUUUUAACGUCAAAGAAAUAAUGAAUUUAUUUUGUAAUAUUCAGAUGUACAAUUCCAUUUUACUUUUGAUUUUAGUAUUACCCAAUAAUGAUACUGCUGAUUCCAUUGGAUCAUUACGUUGUAUAUAGCCAAUCAGAAUCAAUUUUACAACGAUGUGUUGGGAUGAGUUUUGUUUUGAAAUCGUCAAGGCGCCUGCUAAACAACCUUACGUUCGCACGUCAUACCGCUAAUUCCGUGGUCAUACACAAGUGUUGCCUCAUGAUCAAUAAGCUACCUGAAACAAUACAAGACCUGCUUACAUAGGUCAUACUUCACUAGACAUAAUCAGUAUGGUGUGAAAUACUGUAAACGCAUGUCAAGCGCGACAAGGGUAGAGGUCAAUGGUCAACAUGGCCGACCUGUCUUUCGAUGAAGUCAGACAGGUGCACAAGGACACCGGUUCAGGUGAAAGACGUAAGACCGGUGAGGCAUUUACAAUAGACUUUGGCGAUAUGAAAUCAAAAGAAGGAAAGAAGAACUUGCAAGAAUCCUUUAUCAAAUUUAAGAAGCAGCGACAGAAAGAACUUCGUGAUGAGAGACGUCUGCGAGAGAGGUGUCUACGUAAACAGGGAGAUGAAGAGCACAUGAACAAACUCAGAAAGAAAUUUCUAAAACGAGCUAAAAAAUACUAUGGCUUCCCCUACGCCCGAAAAUACUGGAAACCAGAACAGCCAGAGUACAAGAGUCGUCUGUUCCUGGACUGUUGUGGUUUGGUGCGUCAGGUGAUGCGAGAUCUUCGUAAAGACUUCGGGUUCCGCCUUGGGCCAUGGAAUCAGGCAUACAUGUUUGAUAUACUGCCAAUUGCUGUGGAAAGAGAGGAAGACAUGAAACCUGGAGACCUUGUGUUUAUAUCAGGAACAUACCCACGUCCUAAUGCUCGACAACAGAAGCACCUAAUGACCCAUGUGGAGAUUUGGGCAGGAGAUGGAACCAAAACUAUAGGGGCACGCUGGAACAACGGCAAGGUACAGCUCUGGGAUGACUACCGAUUUGAAGCCAAGAGUUUCGUCAACGCCAAAUACCACUUCCGGUCUAUAGAUACAUGGCUACAAGGCAUCUGCCGCAGCUUCUGCCCCGAACAUAAAUGGCGGCGCUCCUUCAGCCCUAGUAAAAAGUCUAUAUUCUCGUUAGACCUAGACAAGGAUAAGGCAAAUGGACAGAAACCAGACAGUAAUGCAAAGAAACAAGAUAAGGACAUACCUGUGACAGCCAGUUCCCCGGGGAAGGAGGAGGAGUUAGAGGAGGAGCAGCUGGAUGAGGAUAUGGAAGAGGAAAAUGAGGAGGAGGAGGAGGUGGAGCCUGCCUGUGAAAGUGAGGAGGAAGGAUUGGACUGUUCCCCACGGGAACCUCAAUUCCUAAUGUCUCCUCACAAUGCCUCCGGGAAGGUGAAGUACAAUGGCUCAAGUAAACGGUUUCCACAGCGCCAACCACACUCUGCCAACAACACCCCAGUGAACGACAGCGAGGAGGAAAGCGAGGACGAAGAAGACCUAAACAUAGGGGGCAAAAUGGCCAGUCUAGACAUCAGUGAGACCUCUGUGACCAGGCUUGGCAGACUUCAUCGGAGUCACACGGACAUUUUGUCAGGGCGAAGUAUAGCAGAUUACAAGUCACAGCGACUUCUCUCGCAGAGUGUGCAGGAACUGCCCACUCGAUUUCCUGUUAUCAUCAACGAUGUUGGCAAAGCUAAGCCUAAUAAUAGAAACGGUUAUGAACGAAUGAAAAAUCUAGCCUCCCCUAGGAACUCUCUUCCUGUCAAACAAGAAAAAAUGUUCAAGACAAAGAAAAAGUCACUAGAGGAGAGGCGGAGGAUUUUCGGCGAUUUGGAGCAGUCUAGAUCUGUACUGUUGAUUGAUAAUGAUAGUUCAGAUGAGGACAUCAAUGAUAUUAGUACUGCGAUUACAAUUAACAAAAUCAAAUCUGCUGAUGUACUUGUCAAUCCGUCAUCUGAUCAACUUCCUGAUCCAUCGUCAGAUCAUCUUGUCAAACUGCCGUUAGAUGAAUUUGUUAAUCUGUCAUCAGAUGAGCUAGAGGAUGUAACAGAAAAUGGACUUAGAGAAAAUAACAUAACAGAGCAAUUCAAUGAAGAUGAUAUCACAAAGGAAGAUGGAUUUUGCACUGGUGUUUGUAAAGGACAAGAGUUAAAUGACAGAAAGGACAGCAGCAAAGAUGAUGACAAGUACGACAGUGAGGAUGAAGACUUUGUUAAUACCGUACAGACAGCAUCAUCAACACUGAGCCAGGAUGACAAAGACGAUGCUGAGGAGGAGGAUUCAUCUCAAGAUCAAGGAGAGACAGAAAAGUCAGUUGCCUCAGGGUCAGCCCCAGGGUCAGCCCCAGGGACAGCCCCCGGUCCCACCCCCGCUUCAGCUCCACCAGAAGUUAAGGAAGAUACACAGCCUAAAUCGGUCAGAAAAUUUGGAGGCAAGAAGUCUCCAGGGGGAAAACAAUCAAAGCUUCCAUCAUGUAGUCUUCCAAACAACAUGCAGCCGACAUUCUACGUAGGGGGAGGAAACGGUGUAUCUCUGGUUGAAGGGGCAUUGACAGCAAUGGGAUGGAAGAGAACAAUGGAUAAAUAUGACGAGCGCUUCAAACUGAAGUGGACGGAGUGUAAGACAAGAAUCAACUAUGGCUCCUAUAAAGAAGGAGACCAGCUGGUAAACCACAUCCCCAACGGAAACCUGCUCACCAAUAAACUCGGCCUGCUCAACAGCCUACAAGAAUAUGAGCGAGUUACACUCAGCACCAAGGGCAGACCACCCCGGUUACGAUUCACAGAUUUUGUCCCAGAAACCUACAGGCUAGACGAAGCAAAAGACAAGGAAGAAUUUUUGAAAAUGUAUCAAGAUGGAGAGCUGUGGAUUUGCAAGCCGACAGGGUUAAACCAAGGCAAGGGAAUCUUUAUCAUCAGGUCAUACGACGAGAUCAUUAAACUCCUGGAGGAAAGAGUGCACAAGAAAGAACAGGCCCAAAAGGGCACCAAGCCACUCAUGACAAGGGUCGUGCAAAGGUAUAUCAACAACCCAAUGUUGCUGGAUGGCCGGAAGUUUGACAUCCGCGCCUACAUGUUGAUUGGGAGUACAGUCCCCUUCCUUGUCCUCUAUCACAAGGGAUACGUCCGUCUGUGCUGCACCAAGUACGACACCAACGACACAAGUCUCAUGACACAUCUCACCAAUCAGUUUGUCCAGAAGAAGGACCCUAACUACAAAGAAAACAAGGAGGAUUCUGCAUGGUCGAUGGACAAAUUCAACGACUACGUCAAUGAGAAAAUAAAACCACAGGCAAAUUUAGAACAGGAUUGGGUCUACAAUACCCUCACAAAACAGAUGCAGAAGAUAAUGAUCCACUGCUUCAACAGUGUGAAACACAAGCUGACUACCCGGCUCGGUUACUUCGACCUGUUCGGACUCGACUUCAUGGUUGACCAGGACAUGAAGGUUUGGCUAAUUGAAGUGAACGUAAACCCAGCCCUGCACUGUAACUGUUCCGCCCUGAAGGAAGUGAUCCCGUUAGUUGUGGAGGAAACACUACAUAUCAGUGUCGAAUGCUUUGAGAAGGCCAAGCGACACCAAGCACUACUUCCUCUGAACUCCCAACGCGGUUUCUGUGUGUUGUACUGUGGGACUCGUCCAUACUACGUCGCAUCACGCUCAACGCGCAGUGUGUCACCCUCAAAGGACUCUUCAAAUGAGAAAACACGGACAUCAGUAUCAAACACUGCUGUUCAGCGUAACACAUCGCCUGUACGGAGUCAUCGUAUGAUGACCAACAGUACACCCGUGGUAGUGGCAGCAUCGUCUGCACCCGCAGGAAGUAAAAGCACUGACACUACGGUGAAGGAAUGUACCCCACAGACAAUCAUACCCAAACCUGUGCCAAUAACCGAAGAUUUAGUGGCAUUAAAAAUGACUCAUGCAGGUGGAAAUACAAACAAAAAUAGCACCAGUGAAACCGACACUCCAGUGACGGAAGAAACACCGGUUACUGCGAAAAACGAAUCUGCUCCUACUACCAAAGACACAUCUGUCAAAGACACGUCAACAAAAGAUACGACUACAAAAGAAACAACUGCAAAAGAUGCGACUACAAAAGUUACCACUGGUGAUACAAAUAGCCGGACAGCUACAAAAGCUGGCGACGUAGCAAGUAAAUCUGCUAGUGUUAAACCUGCGACAAAGUCGGUCGAUACUAAAAAUAAACCACUCUCUCUUCGAACAAGUACUUCCUCUAGGCCAACUUUGUCAUCUACGGCCAAAACCACAACGUCAAGUGAAAAUGUAAAGGCCCCAGUCAGUGCUCCCAUUAAGACUGUUGUCUUGACGACUACGCUUCCAACAUUAUCACUGACAACUAGUUCUAAUUUACCAACUCAGCAUAUAAAAAAUGAAAUCUUCACAUCGUCAAACAAUAAUGCUGAAACGACAAAAUCAACAUCCAUGCAAUCAAUGUCUACUGUUAGUGGACAUACGUGGACUCUCGGUGCCACUGGUCUCCAAAUGAUUGGUCCAGAGUCAGCCCUUACCACUAAACCAGCCAUCUUGUUUCCUGGUAUCGCUGGGGCCAGCUCAGCCUCCUCCAGCCAAGGGGACACAGCUCUGUCUACGUCUUCCAUGCUCGGGCAGAGUCAGAGUAGCACAACUCUUUUACUUGGCACCAAUUUCACAGGAUCCUCGGACAGUGGCCUGACACGACAAUCCUCAAAAGUACUGACAUCUGCUCACAGAAGGAACAGAGACAAAGAUAGACCUGAUCGUGGGAACUAAUCUUACCUAUACAUCUUUAUUCUUUUAGUGUUGAACAUCAGGAUUAAUGAAAGAGUAUGAAAAUUUUAACUUAUUUCAGUUUAAAUGACUUAGUGCCAGAACAUUCAUAUGCUACCAUUCUGACAAAUUUAAACUUUUAUGUAUAUAUAUUGCAGCAACAAUAGCGAUGGGAAAAUUUCCACACGGGAAAAAUUUGAAGAAUGAAAACAUGCAAACCCUGUUAAAGUAGCAUAUACUUUUACAAUAUCAAUCAAUAUAUAGAACAAACGUUUUGUAUCCGAAAAAUUGCUCAUUCUGAAAAUGUAUAUACAUUUAGCCAUUGAUCAUCUCUUAUAGUAUUGUUGUCUUUUCUUCUUCUAUUUUAAAGUUAUAUGUAUAUCUAUUAACAUUUAUUUUGGUUUCAAUCUAAAUAUUUUCAACAACUAAGUUAUCAUUUAUUAUAAUAUAUUCUGUAUGGCAUUCAAAUCAUGUAAACAGAUCUACAGCUACUGCUGUUGAGCUGGCUAAUAAAUUACAAUGUGAUAAAGGCAGGACUAAACCAGGGUUAGUAUUGGUCAGUAUUUUAAGGUUUUUAAACUUUUUUUUCUACAUUGAAAUCCAAAGGCAGGUUCUUAAAAAUACAGGGUAAUUUUAUGUGGAAAAUAUAUGUACAAAAGAAUCCUCUUAGAUUUCUCAGGAUUUUCUUGAGGAACAUUUUUAUUCUUUGAGCUUGAAAACUUGCAAAUGAAGCUUAUGGUAGGAAUCAUACUAAAAUAGAAAAUUAGAUAUAAAAUUUUCAGAUUAUAUAUAUAGACAUUAACUGCAAUGUAUUAAACACAUUGAAUUGUUCAGGGACAAUUAUUCCAGCCAUUGUGAUUUGAAGAUAGAAAUGAACUUAUAAAAGCAUUAUCUUAAGGUUAACCUAUCAAACCAAAAGUGCAAAAAGUGCAUUGUAACAUUUCUCAUGAUCCAACACAAUGUUCAGGAAACAAGUCAGUUGAUACGUACAGAAAUACUAUUAAAUUCCUCAGGGUCAGGUAUUAUAAUAGUUUGUUGUAUUGUGAAGUGGUCCCUACCUAUCUGUUGAGUAUAUGUAUAUUACAGAAACACAAAGCAUGUUGCUCUUUUUUUUGGCCUACUAAUAAGUUUGGAGCAUUUCUUAAUCCUUUUAAACAUUUGACUGGCACUGAAUUUAUAUAUCAUGAGAACUGUCUUACAUAUAGGGUUAUCUUGAAUGUACGGUUAUUCCCCUACAACAGGGUUAUCUUACAUAUACGGUUAUCCCCCUUUAACAGGGUUAUUUGACAUGUACGGUUAUCUCCCUUUGUCAGGGUUAUCUUACAUGUACGGGUAUAUAUAAUCUCCCUUUAACAUGGUUAUCUUACAUGUACAGUUAGCUCCCUUUAACAGGGUUAUCUUUCAUGUAUGGUUAUCUCCCUUUAACAUGGUUAUCUGACAUGUACGGUUAUCUCCCUUUGUCAGGGUUAUCUUACAUGUACGGGUAUAUAUAAUCUCCCUUUAACAUGGUUAUCUUACAUGUACAGUUAGCUCCCUUUAACAUGGUUAUCUUACAUGUACGAUAAUCUCCCUUUAACAUGGUUAUCUUACAUGUACGGUUAUCUCCCUUUAACAUGGUUAUCUUACAUGUACGGUUAUCUCCUUUGGCAGGGCUAUCUUACAUGUACGGUUAUCUCCUUUGGCAGGGUUAUCUUACAUGUACGGUUAUCCCCCUUUGGCAGGGUUAUCUUACAUGUACAGUUAUCCCCCUUCGACAGGGUUAUCUUACAUAUACAGUUAUCCCGCUUUGGCAGGGUUAUCUUACAUGUAUGGUUAUCUCCCUUUAACAUGGUUAUUUUACAUGUACGGUUAUCUCCUUUGGCAGGGUUAUCUUACAUGUACAGCUAUCUCCCUUUAACAGGGUUAACUUACAUGUACGGUUACCCCCCUUUGGCAGGGCUAUCUUACAUGUACAGUUAUCCCCCUUUAACGGGGUUAUUUGACAUGUACGGUUAUCCCCCUUUGGCAGGGUAAUCUUUCACGUACGGUUAUCUCCCUUUAACAUGGUUAUCUUACUUGUAUGGUUAUCUCCCUUUAACAUGGUUAUCUUACUUGUACGGUUAUCUCCCUUUGACAGGGUUAUCUUAAAUGUACAGUUAUCUCCCUUUGACAGGGUUAUCUUACAUGUACGGUUAUCUCCCUUUGACAGGGUUAUCUUACAUGUACGGUUAUCUCCCUUUGACAUGGUUAUCUUACAUGUACGGUUAUCUCCCUUUAACAUGGUUAUCUUACUUGUAUGGUUAUCUCCCUUUAACAUGGUUAUCUUACAUGUACGGUUAUCUCCCUUUGACAGGGUUAUCUUACAUGUACGAUAAUCUCCCUUUAACAGGAUUAUCCUACACUUGUUAUUAUUUCAUAAAGAUUAAGUACUUUUUCUUAUAUGGAACUAUAAACACUUGAUUGUGAUAUCACAUUCCCAGAUUCUAAGCUUGUUGUGUAAUUAAAUAUUCAUAGAAAGUUACCCUUCAUAAGAAUUAUGUAUAAUAUAUAUAUAUAUAUACAUGUAUGUAUUCCAUUUCUUAAUGGUAAAUUAAUUGAAUACAUCGUAUUUAGUUUGUGAAACAAUUGUGCUGGGCUUUGCUGAAUCACAAGUUUCAUUAGCAUAUAAAACAUUUGUUUUCCUGAUUAUUUAAACUGUUAACAAUUUAUAUAUGUCCUUGGAUACAAUAUUAUCACUGUCAGAUAAUACACAAAAAUAUAACUACACAGUUUAAAAAAAACAGAAUUCGAAAAUUUGAUUUACAUGUUAAGUUGAUGACAUGGAUAAGACUGUGGGAACUGUAGCUCAUUACUUAAUAUAUAUAAUGUGCUGAAGGCCACAGAUCUUUUAUACUGAAGCUGUCAGUCUUUAACAGUCUUUAUUUCUGUGUGAUAUUUAAUUGUUCGUUCUGUUGUAAGUCUUAAAAGGCUUGGUGCAACAUGUACAUGUACCUAUGACAGUAGAGUUUGGCUAAGAAGACAGAAUUAUUGAUAAAGCACUUUUUUGUCAACUUAGAACAUCUAGAAUAAAGUAUUCAACGAUGUUUCACAGUUUUUUAGGAAGUAAAUGAACUUUAUUUAGGUGGUGUGAUCAAGAGCUUUAGAUGUUUGCUAUGCUUUUGUUAUGUUGGAUUAUUUAGACUGAGCUCUGUUUCAUGCUAAAUGUUACAUAUAAAAACUGUAACAGGGCAAAAACACAAACAUACCUUUUUGUCCACUAUGUCAUUAACUCCUACUCAUUAUAAGGUCCGUCAGCAUGAGGUAAGUAUAAGUCAGGUUUUCAUAUAUAAAAUGUUUAAUAUUAUUGUAUGAUUGGAGUGAAAAUUAUAAGUUACCAAGUUCAUAUCCUAUUUAAAGUAAAUGUGAAAUAUAUUUUUUUAACAAAAAUCAGUUCUGCAUUGUAGCAGUUCAUACUGAGUAUAGUCAGUUCAGGUCUGAUUAUAAGUAUAUGUACGUGUACUUAGAUUACACCUGUCUUAAGUCAUUUGUGUAUAUAUUGGUGCACAUAUUCAUCAGAGCAGGCCUUUGAAAGGUAAGCAUUCUUUCUGAAUGUUUUCCCCCCUGAAAAUGCUUAAACAAUUUGCACUGUAUACAUUGUACCUGUUGCUACAGUAUAUAUAAGUAUACAUUGUACUUGUAAAUACAGUAU
Molecule: messenger RNA, 9088 nt
Organism: Mizuhopecten yessoensis (Yesso scallop)
Lineage: Eukaryota; Metazoa; Mollusca; Bivalvia; Pectinida; Pectinidae
Exons: 14
Coding region: 1000-5424 (1474 amino acids)
Biological process (GO): protein modification process
Source: RefSeq, a predicted model, not a curated record